AUCAAAAUUAAACAUCAAAAUGAUUAAUAAAAAUCUUAUUUUCUUAUUAUCGAUACUCGUUCUAUUAUUAAAUCAAGUCCACGUUAAUGCCGUGGCGCAAGAAUAUGUUCCUAGAAAUAUUGAUGUAGAGCGUUCGCCUAAAAAUAUUUUGGUCGGUUCUUAUGUUGGAGGAAGAAGCCAUCUUAAACCAAUGUUAGAUGUCACUACUAUAUUAAUUGAAAGAGGCCACAACGUAAUAUUGUUAACAUCAGGAAAAUAUGAACCAUCAUCAGAGUACCCAGGUCUAAAACAAAUCACAUUAGGAUCUAAGAGCUUGACUGCCAAAAAUGAUAGACGUAUAAAUAUUCAUAAAGAAGUCGAUUAUAGGACAAUGGGAAAGUUUAUGGAAUUAGCUACGGCUACCUACAACGUAACUUAUGAAAAAUUUAAGAAUGCUGCUAAAGAAGAUAAUAUUGAUUUAUUCAUUUGUGACGCUUUGGUAAACCAAGCUUGCAUAGAUGUUGCUAAUAAUCUAAAUAAACCUCUCGUUGGUUUUACUUCGUUUAUGCAAAUGAUGGAACCUAAACCAUAUAAAUCUGAUCCAAUGUACGGCUGUAAUAUCUCAUUAGAAAAUGAAUCAUUUUUUGAGAGGUUUAGGUGUACUUUAAUACAACCUUUACAAAUAGCUUAUGCUUAUGGGCCUUCUAUACGUAAAUUAAAUGACAUAAAAGGCCAAAUGAAUAUAAAUCCCGUAUCGGAAAAAGAGCCAAAAUUUUCCUUAUCUUUGGUUGAUACUUUCUUUGGUUUUGAGUUACCACAAUCUUCAGCACCAAAUGUUCAGGAAAUUGGACCAGUAUUAUCAGAAGUAUAUCCCCCACUUACUCCUGAACUCUCGGAUUUUAUAAAUGGACACAUACGAGUUUUAUACGUAGCUUUUGGUACACGUUUCUACACAACUAUCGAGAAUAACAACAAAAUUUUACAAUCACUUUAUGAAGCAAUCAACAAUAAAAUGGUUGAUGGUGUAGUUUGGGCAUUAUCUGAGACAUCAAAAGAUGAUUUCAGUCCAACAUUAAACUUUAUUGAUGGUACACAAGUUCAAACUUUACCAAUUUUAAAUAAUGAACAUCCACAUAUUCAUAUUACAAAGUUUGCACCACAAUUCGCUGUACUUAAUCACACAAAUACAAAAUUAUUUUUCAGCCAUGGAGGCGCAGGAAGUACUCAUGAAUCUCUUUAUACUGGUACUCCUAUGUUAGUGUUACCUUUUGGUGGCGAUCAGAUGGGUAACGCUCAAAGAUUAGAAACAGCCGGUAUAGCAUUAUCAUUAAAUAAAAAUGCUUUGGAUGUCAAAGAUAUUUUAAAUAAAGUCAAUGUCUUAUUAAAUGAUGAACAUGUAAAGAAAAAUUCAAAGAGAAUGAAAUAUCUAGCCAGAAUUAAUAGUAAUAGAAAAUAUAGAGCAGCCGAUUUAAUUGAAUAUAUGUUAUAUAGUAGUGGUUUAAAUGAAUACUUAGAUGACGACUUUUUAAAAGAAUGGAUUCCUGCUGAGUCUAGAAUGGGAUUUAUUAAAGCAAAUAAUCUUGACGUUUAUGGAUCUUUAUUAAUUAUCAUUCCUGCACUUAUUGGAAUUGCAUUCAAUUUGAUUAAACAUACUUCAAAUUCUUUAUUUAAUAGAAAAAAAUCAAAGCAAGCAUAGUUUCGCUUUUAAAUAUAAAAAUAUAGAUAUACACACGAUACAUUUUUUUUUUUUUAGUUUAUAGAUUAUUUUUUAAUUUAUUAU
Molecule: messenger RNA, 1759 nt
Organism: Rhizophagus irregularis DAOM 181602=DAOM 197198
Lineage: Eukaryota; Fungi; Glomeromycota; Glomeromycetes; Glomerales; Glomeraceae
Molecular function (GO): UDP-glycosyltransferase activity
Source: RefSeq, a predicted model, not a curated record